Messenger RNA from Cuscuta campestris, 2722 nucleotides. The record is from the annotation of a GenBank genome assembly. Lineage: Eukaryota; Viridiplantae; Streptophyta; Magnoliopsida; Solanales; Convolvulaceae.
GCGAUCGGGCCUAGUGAUUGUACAGAUUUGGACUAAAGCCCAACUCCAAUUAUUUCUAAAAUGACUGGGAAAAAAAGUUUUCUACAAGCCCUCCUUCGUCUCCGGCCUUCUGUAUCCGAAAAUUCAUCCAUUCUGCCAUAUCCAGGGGCAAAAUGGGAAGGUCAACAAACAUUUACUUUUUUCCUUAAAAUGUAUGAGUUCAAAAUGAGACUUUAUACUGUGAUGGAUAAAGUUGUGUUUUUGUCAAAUCGGAUAGAGCUAUCAGCUAUUAGAGAAUGGAGAAUGUGUAGCCAAUGAGAAUAUGUCAUCAUGUAGCUGAUUAUGCAGCUACGCUUGAAAGGUAGUUAGAGCUGAAAAAUGGUUUCUAUUCAACAAGGUUGGGUGGAUAGGGCCAUGAUAUCCGAAGAUUCUGAGAAUAUGAUGUUGGUUUAUGGCGAUACAUCAGACCAGAGAUCUUUCUCCUUGGAUGACACAAGCAGCACCGAGGAAUCACCUGAGCAAACAAAUCUCUCUUUGGAGACCAGGGACGAUUUGGCCCCAUAUAAGGGACAAAGAUUCCCAACCCAUGAUGCUGCUUAUGAAUUCUACACUGAAUAUGCAAAACGGUGUGGCUUCUCGAUCAGACGACACAGAACGGAAGGAAAAGACGGUGUCGGCAAAGGACUCACCAGGCGCUACUUUGUCUGCCACCGCGCCGGGAAAACGCCAGUCAAACCUUCAAGUGAAAAUAAACCUCAAAGAAACAGAAAAUCCUCUCGGUGUGGGUGCCAAGCGUAUAUGCGUAUAAGUAAGAACUCUGAUCUUGCGGUUCCACAAUGGAUAGUGACUGGUUUUGCAAACCACCACAACCAUGAACUCCUCGAGCCAAACCAAGUACGUUUCCUUCCUGCAUAUCGCACCAUUUCUGAUUCAGACAAGAGCCGAAUCCUAAUGUUUGCCAAAACAGGGAUCUCUGUUCAACAAAUGAUGAAGCUCUUGGAACUUGAAAAAUGUGUGGAGCCCGGAUAUCUUCCAUUCACAGAGAAAGACAUUAGAAAUUUGCUUCAGUCCUUUAGAAAGGUUGACCCCGAGGAUGAAGGCAUUGACUUGCUGAGAAUGUGUAGAAACAUUAAGGAGAGAGACCCAAACUUCAAGUAUGAUUUCACACUCGAUUCUGACAAUAGGUUGGAAAACAUUGCUUGGUCAUAUGCCUCGUCCAUCCAGUCAUAUGAGAUAUAUGGUGAUGCUGUGGUUUUUGACACAACACAUUGCUUGACGGCUUUUGACAUGCCUGUGGGAAUAUGGGUUGGAGUGAACAAUUAUGGUAUGCCGUGUUUCUUUGGCUGUGUGCUUCUACGAGAAGAAAACAUGAGAUCAUUUGUAUGGGCAUUGAAGGCAUUUUUGGGGUUCAUGAAUGGGAAAGUCCCACAAACCGUGUUGACCGACCAAAACAUGUGUCUGAAGGAGGCAAUUUCCGUGGCAAUGCCAACAGCCAAGCAUGCUCUCUGCAUAUGGCUUAUUGUUGCAAAAUUCCCUUCGUGGUUUAACGCCGUUCUUGGGGAAAGAUACAACGAGUGGAAAGCUGAGUUUUAUAGACUGUACAACUUGGAAUCAAUUGAGGAGUUUGAGUUGGGUUGGAGAGAGAUGGUGAAUUUCUUCGGUCUGCAUACUAAUAGGCAUAUUGCUGGUCUGUUUGUCUUGAGAUCACUGUGGGCACUCCCAUACCUAAGAAGCCAUUUCUUUGCAGGAAUGACUACUGCUGGCCACUCCAAGUCCAUCAACGCUUUCAUUCAGAGGUUUUUGAGUGCACAAACCCGGCUUGCCCAUUUUGUGGAGCAGGUGGCAGUUGCAGUGGACUUCAAGGAUCAAAUAGGUGAACAACAAACCAUGCAGCAGAACCUUCAAAACAUCUCCCUCAAAACCGGGGCCCCCAUGGAGUCUCACGCCGCGGCGGUUCUCACCCCCUUCGCCUUCUCCAAGCUCCAAGAACAGCUCGUUCUCGCCGCGCACUACGCGUCCUUCCAGCUGGAAGACUGCUUCCUCGUCAGACACCACACGAAAUCCGACGGAGGCCGGAACGUCUACUGGGCCCCACUUGAAGGCAUCAUAGGCUGCAGCUGCCAGCUGUACGAGUUCUCCGGGAUUCUCUGCCGCCACGCCCUCCGGGUCCUGUCCGCCGGAAACUGCUUCCAAAUCCCAGACAGGUACCUGCCCCUCCGGUGGCGGCGAAUCAGCGGCUCUGCGCAGGUGGUGAACCAGAAUGACCAUGCUGAAAGGGUUCAGUCCCUGCACUGUUUGGUUUCUAAUCUUGUUUCGGAAUCCGUGAAGUCGAGAGAACGGCUCGAUUUGGCAACCAAGGAAGUUUCGGUCCUCUUGUCUCGGAUACGCGAACAGCCGCCGGUUUAUUCAACAUCAUCAUCGUCUUACACGAAGAGAAAUGGUUGAGUUAAGUGAGGAACACAUUAGAGUUAUGGUAGAAAUGAGAGUAUAGUUUUGGGCAGUGAAUGAACUAAUGAAGGUUUUGUUUGUAUUGUAUAUAUAUAAAUAUAAGUUUUCAUGGGAGGAUUGACAAGAAGAUAACAUUCACAGGGGGGUUUUUUGGUCAUCUCCAAAAAUUUAUGUGACCUAAUAUGUAAACUUGCUCUCUCUGCAGAAGGAAAAUAGUCUUCUUCCUCUUUUUUGUUACCAUUAUUUUGGUUAACUUUAAACGCUAAAAAUGCAGAAACAAAUUAAUGUUCUUAUA